Molecule: messenger RNA, 813 nt
Organism: Cucurbita pepo subsp. pepo (vegetable marrow)
Lineage: Eukaryota; Viridiplantae; Streptophyta; Magnoliopsida; Cucurbitales; Cucurbitaceae
Source: RefSeq, a predicted model, not a curated record
AUGAGUAAAGAAUCGAGAGAUAGGAGCCAAAGCAUCGGUGCGAUAGAAGAUGAUGCCUCAAACGAAAUGAGUGUACUGAUUCAAGAAAAGGAGGGAUCUAUCGCAUUCAAAUACCUGAUAUUGACAAAAUGCAACUAUGCAGCUUGGGCGAUUAAGAUGGAGGUAUUUAUGAUGGCACAAGGUGUUUGGGAAACAAUUGAGUCACCCGAAACAGUAUAUAACCGCAAAGAUAAGAUGGCUUUAGCAGCUCUUUAUCAAAGUGCGGAAAGAGUGAAAGAAGUUAGAGCGCAGACUCUCUGGCGGGAGUUUGAAGCGUUGAGGAUGGGUGAUUCAGAAAGUAUUGAUGAGUAUUCUGGAAAACUAACCAUUAUUGUCAACAAAUUAAGAGGCCUCGGCAAUACUGUGGAUGAUAUCCAAGUAGUUAAGAAACUUCUACGAUUCACCUAUGCAAAGUUUCUUCAAAUCACUUCAACGAUUAAGGAUUUCAGUGAUCUCAAAACGAAAUCCGUUGAUGAGGUUAUUGGAUCACUCAAGGCACAUGAAGAAAGGUUACAAGGGUUUGGAGAAAAAGAUGAAACCGUUCUCCUCACUCGUGCAGAAUGGAAGGAACGAGAGAAUGCAAAAUCCUCAAAGAAAGAAUGGAAGGAUCAAAGGUGUCAGCAGAUGGGACACUUCGCAUCAGAGUGUUCCACAGAAGACGAACAACUCAACUUGAUAGAGAUGAAAAAGGAUGAGGAGUCUUCAUUGCGGAUGACAGAGGCGUGUGAAAUUAAAAUCACACAUGACAAAGAGCCUGAUUCUGAUGUUGAAUGA